Molecule: messenger RNA, 1352 nt
Organism: Drosophila hydei
Lineage: Eukaryota; Metazoa; Arthropoda; Insecta; Diptera; Drosophilidae
Exons: 2
Coding region: 27-1301 (424 amino acids)
Biological process (GO): apoptotic DNA fragmentation
Cellular component (GO): nucleus; mitochondrial inner membrane
Molecular function (GO): nucleic acid binding; metal ion binding; single-stranded DNA endonuclease activity
Source: RefSeq, a predicted model, not a curated record
UUCAGAAAGUCAAGCAGUAGCAAAACAUGUGGAGUCCAGCAUUGAUUGCUCUCAGCGGCCUGCUGCUGGUUACCAGCAGCCAGGCACGCCUUCUGCCCAUUGAGAACGAGGAGCUAUGGGCAGCGGAUAUGAUUGAGCUGCCCAUGGAGGUAGCCAACAGAGCGGCCGGUUGCUCCAUCAAGAUACGUAGCACUGAGAUGAAGAAUCCACAGCCGCUGCUUAUUAAGCCUGGCACCUCCGAAUUCUAUCCCUUCUCGGCGUCUGGCUACGUCGAUGUGGAGCACGACAAGACCAUUGAGUUCCACUGCACCAGCAGCCUGGACUCUCCCCUCUCGGGCAAAUCUGUGACGGCCAAGUGCGUGGGCGGCUCGACCUUCAAGGUAGGCGAUAAGGAACACGAUAUCUCGGCUAUCAAGUGCACUUCCUGGCCCGCCUUUGUGGGCAAGAAGUCCGGCUCAAGUUGCAACGGCGGCACCACCCUGAUCAACGUGGGCUUCGAGCUGAGCGGCUCUCGUUUCGCCAAGCAGUACGAGGUGUGCUUCAAUGAGAACGAGGAGGUCACUCGCUAUGUCUACCACACCCUGGACGCUGGCAGCAACUACUAUGCCACCGGCGUGGACCGCAUCAACUUUGCCACCGGCGGCUACUUCGAUGGCAAGAAUGUGGACAAGCUCUACACGCAAGCUGUGCAAAAGGAGACCAUUGACAAGGCCUUGGGCAUGGAUUCGGCCAAGUACUUUGACUCGCCGAAGAACGUCUUCUUGGCCCGCGGACAUAUGGGCGCCAAGGCUGACUUUGUCUAUCCACCCGAGCAGCGCGCCACCUUCCUGUUCAUCAAUGCGGCGCCUCAAUGGCAAACAUUCAAUGCGGGCAACUGGGCUCGAGUUGAAGAUGGCGUUCGUGCCUGGGCGUCGAAGUACAAGAAGCACUUGGACUGCUGGACAGGUGUUUGGGGUGUCACCACACUGCCCAACAAGGAUGGCAGGCAGACCAACCUGUACUUGGCCUACGAUCACAAUGGCAACGGCUUGAUACCCGUGCCCAAGAUCUAUUUCCGCGUGGUCAUCGAACCCAGCACCAGGAAGGGCAUUGUCCUUGUGGGCGUCAACAAUCCACACUUGAGUCUCGACGAGAUCAAGCGUGACUAUGUGCUAUGCAAUGAUGUCAGCGACAAGAUCAACUGGAUCAGCUGGAAGCGCUCAGACAUCUCGGCUGGCUACUCAUACGCCUGUGAGGUGCCCGAGUUCCGCAAGAAGGUUACCCAUUUGCCAGAGUUCUCUGUAAGCGGCCUGUUGGUUUAAGCUGUCCAGAGCUUAGCUUAGGACUGAAUAAAACAUAUAUGCGAAUAAUAA